AUGGAAGGUUCUCUGUCUGCUGACAUCACAGUGACAUCACCAAACAGGAAGUGCCCUGCUGUCACAGGAAGUAGCAGAAAGAUCAAAGACAACGCGGCCGACUGGCACAACCUGAUGCUCCGCUGGGAAAAACUGAACGAGGACGGUUUUACCGCCGCGGGAAACAUCACGGCUAUCACCCUCACACGAUCGCAGAGUGAUCAGCGUCUGCUGCUGGACGACCCCCCCUCCCCCCCGUCGGCCAUGUCCGAGCAGCCAGGGGGCGCUGCAGAGCUGCAAGAAGAAUGCUGCAAACUGCAGGACGUCGUCCAUAAAAUGGUCACCGUGGUGACGAAGAUGGAGCGUCUGAUGACAUCACAGCGAGGCGUUCAGGAUCUGGAGGAGUUUCAGUUUGGACCUGAAGGAAGAAAGGUUCCUCUGUUUCACAGCUGGAGUACUAAACACUUCAAUGAAGCGUGUGGCUUCCUGCUGGCAUCCUUCCAGCAGGAGCUGCAGUUGAAGCAGCUGGUCCUGCAGGAAGUGGGUCACACGGCGACAUCUGACCUCUGCAUGGUCUACCUGUCCUGCUGGCUGCAGCAGCCAUUCCUCCCCCCCCAGACCAGACUCGGACUGGAGGCUCUGCUGCUGGAGACCGGACACCGCCCUCUAUAACCCCCCCACAGAAUUAAAGACUGAGUUUCUGCUCCAUGUGGAGAUGUGUUGACAUUCAGGGUUU
This is a messenger RNA of Etheostoma cragini (Arkansas darter), 715 nucleotides long. It is a transcript of the gene cinp, whose product is annotated as cyclin-dependent kinase 2 interacting protein. Bases 1 to 651 code for a protein of 216 amino acids. The transcript is spliced from 5 exons. Lineage: Eukaryota; Metazoa; Chordata; Actinopteri; Perciformes; Percidae. The record is from RefSeq and is a predicted model, not a curated record.